UCGACACGCAAACGACGCGGACGUGAGAAGCAUGGACAAACCCAAGGCAGCACCCAAGGACGACCAUGGGAAAGGCGGCAAAGGACAAGAUGCCACCAAGGCGAAGCAUCAUGUGUCGAAGGAUGACUUGCACCACACUCUGCAUGCGCAUUUCCAAACCAGCAAAGGCAAGGAAAACGACAAGGUCAAGGCGAACAUCCGCAAGCAUGUCGUGUCGUUUCUGCAAGUGAAGAAGGUCAAGAAGGUGCACAAUUCAAACAAACGUCUGUUCAACUCGUUUGGGUCGUCUAAAUGCAAGCUGUUGUGCAUCACGACGCACGAAGCGAUGAACCCCGACAGCGCCGCACCGCAUACCGUUGUUCAGCUGCACCAUGUCAACUUUCUCUCGAACUUUACCAUUGAAAGCCGCAAGACAUGGUCGCUAGAGUCGUUAGAGUCCAUCGAGAACUGCCUCGACGACGCGCAAUUGUUUCCCAAGGGUGCAUUUCGAACCCAAUUCGACGACAAGGAGCAUGAGCCGGCGCAGUGGAUCGUUGACGACGACGUGCGACCAUGAUCAUGCUACCAUUCCACGACUUUAAUGUCAUGUAGGAAUCCCCGACGGCCAUGAUGGAGUUUAUAUGGAGCAUUCUAGCGUACUCGGCAGACACGUUGCACACAUUGCCCAAGACCACGUUUUCUCUCGACGAUCUCCACCUCUUAUCGCAACAGCUCAACUGGGCCAAGAAAUUUGCUCUAGAUGUGGACUUGGCGCGGUUUCAAGCAACGACCUCUACGCCCUUCGCCUCAAGCUCCAAACUCGCGCGGCAACGCUCCGCAAGCGUCGAUGCGUCUGCGGCGUCCGUGGCAGAGGCGUCGUCGUGGAAGUCGAUCGAGUACGACGACGCGGUCUCGUUGUUUGGCAGGAUUCAAUGGGGAGACUGCACUGCCGAGAGUGUCCAGUUGCAAUGGCAGCAGCGGCUCAAGCUCCUAGAAGACGACAACAUUGACUUUCUUCUGACUUUGCAAGCCAAGGACAAAGCCACCACGAUCGACGUGAUCACGUCCGCCGUGGACGUCGUCCUGCAGCAAGUCCACCGCGCGGAAAAGUGGACGGAAGAGGCCGAGGCGACGUUGGCGACAACCGCCGCCAACAUGUCCCAAUUCGAAACGUUGAACAACCACAUGGAAAUCCACUUCAAGAACAGCGUCGCGCUGCAGCAAACGCUGGACGCGAUGAUCCAGGACACUGACAUUCCACGGGAUACCAUGGGCUUGCUGUUGAAACCGGUGACGAUAUUCCCCCAUGACAACAACAUCCCCGAAGGUGAAGCGUCGUCCUCGGGUCCGUCGUUGCCCAAACUGUUGGAUGCGAUCCAACGCUUAGAACGUGCCAUCAAGUCGGUCGACUCGUACCCGGCCAAAAACAUGAUGGCAUUUCUAGCCCGUCGAGACGAGUUGUUGGCGUUGGGAGGGUCGUUUGCGGGGAAGGUGGCCACUGCCUUUGAUACGUACAUGCACACUCUUGCGAAAGCGACGCACAGUGCUGCCACCGCCGACCAGUUUGGCCAGUCGCGUCGGCGCUCGCUCAGUGGUGGCCACGAAGCGGCAAGUCCCCGCAAAAAUAUGUUUUCACGAGACCACCGCGAAGGGUCUGAUGCCAAAGAUGAUCGAACGCGCCGCCCUAGCUCCACGAAUCACGACGACGUGGAUUGGAGAUUUGGCAACGACAAAAUGCACUCAAACCUCAUCAAGUACCAGGAUAUCUUCCAAAGCAUCGUGGCGCUGAGCCCAAAGUCCGCCGUGAUCCUGCGUGACGUGUAUGCAAAGUACGUGGUGCCCGUGUACACUGCCCACAUCCAAGCUGUGUUUCGCACGCUCAAGGACAAAGUGCCCAAGCCCAAACCUCAUGGACUCAAGGCCUCGCAAUGGAACAUCAACUUGUCCUUCUCGCAUGCGCCUUCCGAGUCGACCAUUUCCGUCAGCGCGUCCACGCUGCUACAGCAAGCCCUCGAGCACAUCGUCCCGCUUUGCAUCGCCGAGCAGCAGUUCAUCCACGCCAUGUUCUUUGCGUCCACCAAGAAAGCAACAACCAAACCCGAGCCACUGGAGCUCACGCUGCUCAUGGAGAAAUUGUUUGAAAAGCUGCCGAAGCGACUGGUGGAGUUUGGAGACGCUGGCGUCAGUGCCAACGUGUUUGAAGCUGUGUCGAUGAUCGUGACGUGUCAGCAACAGCUCAAGGCACUGGACACGCCGACCGAGUACGUUGUGAAUACACUGCUCAACUUCCAGCUGCACUUGAAGCGAAGUCUGUCUAAGUACAUGGAGGACCAAGAGCUAUGGCUUGCAAGUACCCAUCCCGACACUAGGUUGGUGGGUGUGCUGACUCCUGUGCAGAAAAUGAUGAACUUGGUGACGCGGUUGGAUGAAGCUGCCGCAGGCAUCUCCAACGACGAGUCGGACAGUCCCCUGCCUGCGAUAUACGACCGCAUCAUCGUGGGUCUGUUUGCAUGGCUCGACAAAGCGGCGGCAACAAAGCCAAAGUACUCGCAUUUGGUUCGACUGGAAAACUACCACUUUAUUCACGGGAAGCUGCAAGGGCUGAGCGAGCACAGCGUUCCACUGAAGCGAUACACGGACGACUCGUUUGCUGCGUAUUCCACGAAUCUGGACGCGUACGUGAUGUGGUUGUGGGAGUGCGAAGUGGGCAAGUUUACGGCACUAUUCGCCACGAUCGAGACACACUUGGAGUCGCUGCCGGUGAAAGAAGUGCAAUUUCACUUGCCCAAGCAAGACGUGCGCAAGGCGGGGGAGCUGAUCCAUCAAAAUCUGGACAAGAGCAUCAAGCAUAUCGGGGAACGGUUGAAAAAGCACUUGAGUCACUCGGGUGACAUGGCCGCUGUCGUCGUGCAGUGUCUUCGCGCCACAAUUCUCAAGACUUACGAGCGCCACGCAAUGCUGGCGAAGAAAUGCUACGACUUGGAGCUGGAUUUGACCGUAGACCGCCUCCGAACGUCGCUGGAAAAGCUGCAUUGAUCAUGAUCAUGCCGUGCAUGUCAAGCGUACAAAUAGUAUUGCAAUACAUACUAUGUUCGGUCAG
Messenger RNA from Aphanomyces astaci, 3079 nucleotides. RefSeq lists its product as hypothetical. NCBI's taxonomy places the organism in Eukaryota, Oomycota, Saprolegniomycetes, Saprolegniales, Verrucalvaceae. The coding region runs from base 607 to 3015 and encodes 802 amino acids. Gene Ontology annotation, cellular component: plasma membrane; exocyst. Gene Ontology annotation, molecular function: phosphatidylinositol-4,5-bisphosphate binding. Gene Ontology annotation, biological process: Golgi to plasma membrane transport; exocytosis. The transcript is spliced from 19 exons. The record is from RefSeq and is a predicted model, not a curated record.